Ctenopharyngodon idella (grass carp) is the source of this 1968-nucleotide messenger RNA. RefSeq lists its product as uncharacterized. NCBI's taxonomy places the organism in Eukaryota, Metazoa, Chordata, Actinopteri, Cypriniformes, Xenocyprididae. The record is from RefSeq and is a predicted model, not a curated record. Bases 457 to 1209 code for a protein of 250 amino acids. The transcript is spliced from 5 exons.
AAUAAUUUCAUCAAUACAGUAAAGACACUGUUUUAUUUGACUUGGAGUAAAAUAUCUGAAUUUGUAAAAGUAGGUUGCGUAAUUAGUAAUUUUACCUAAUUUAGAAACAAAUCUUCCCUCUUGUUGCUUCAAAUAAGAUUAGCACUUUUUUAGGAAGUGUACUUGAAAAUGUUACUUCUUUUUACACUUUUCUCUUAGUUUCACUGUCUUUUUUUGUUGUAUUUCAGUGCAAACUAACAUCAUCUGCCUUCCCCUAUAUGAGGCAACUUCCUUGUUUCUUAUUAAAUUAGUCAGAUAUUUCCUCAUGGUUCAGUCCAGAGUGAGUCUCACCGUGAAGAGCUUCAUGAGAGCCAGAACACAGACGGACUGAAGAACAGACACUCGUGUCUCCAUCUGAAGCUGCAUCCACACUCUUCUGCUGGGAUUGGGCUCUUCUGGAAACUGGACUUUAGAGAAAUGAUGCUCAUCUUUGGACUGAUGCUGCUGCUGCUGCAAACUGCUGCAUGUGAGUUUAACUGCAGGUUUAAUCAGUCAGAUCCCUGUUACGCAGCUCUGGGACACAAACUCAAUCUGCUGAUGGUGGACACUAGAAAAUAUAGACUGAAGAUAUUAAAGACAAUAAACAACAACCAAGAUGAUCCAGCUUGUACAGUAAGGAGUGCCAUGAUAAAGAAGAAUGAAUGUGAUCUUUUUAAUAACAGAACUGGAGUGACAGUCAUUAAAAGGUUUUUGAUAAUAAACCGUGUGAUCAGAGCAGAUUCAGGGAAUUACACUUUAAGACUCGAGGGCUCAGACGGCACAGUAACAUCUGCAGAUCUUCAAGUGAAUGUUGAAGCUCCUAUUGGCUCAGUGGAAGUGUCAAUCAGCUGCUCCUCCAAUGGGAUGAAGUCAGUGUCCUGCUCCUCUGACGGGGAUCCGCUCAUCUACAGCUGGACUCUGAAUGGAGAAUCACUGAUGGAUGGAAACACCACCAUUCAGCUGAAUGAGGAAACUGAUGGAAACAUCAUCUGCAGUGUGAAGAACCACGUCAGUGACGGACAGAAGAGCAUUAGAGUAAAACACUGUCCUGUGUCUGUGGUGUUUGUGCUGGUCUGGAGUUUUCAGAUGAUGGUUCUGUUUGGUCUGUUAGGAGGUUUUCACAUCUACAUGAGACACACGUCAGGAAAGAAACAGGAAGAUCAGAAUGUGAGAAAAGUGUCAGAAAAGUGAGAAUGAGAAGAUUUAGAGAAGGACAUGAACACACAGCAGAAGAUUCAGGAGUCCAGCAGCAGAUCUCAUCACAGCUAUGAGAAAUCCUCUCCUUUUGAUUUCCUGUUUCUACGAUGUUUUCAGGCGACGCCAACAUAUGUGAAGAUGACGGCAACUUUGGAUCAACAUGCAAAACUUUCAGAUAUUAUCCUAUAAUAUUUUAAUAUUAUCCAUCUAUUGUAAUCGUUAAGAGCAGAAGUUGUAACUUCUGCCUAGCAUGUACGCUGUGUCUGCUUCACUGAAAACAUGAAGUUAACUAACGAACAUGUACUAUAUUAUAGCUGUAUAUUACUGCCAUAUGGAUAUUACUGUGACACAAUCAUCUCUGGCUGAUAACAGAAUAUUUCCUCAAUUGUAACAUUAAAACAGGCAUUUUCUGUAAAGCUGCUUUGAAACAACAUGUAUUGUGAAAAGUUUUCAACUUGAAUUGAAAAGCUUGAAUUCAAAACUGUUCCUCUUGAUCCGUGUGUGUUUUGUGGUGUCUGCUGUUUUGCUAUUUGUGCUUUUAAACUUUUUCUUGAAUUUGCAGUUUUUUAUUAUGUUUAAGUGUAUAGCCACAUUCAUGCAUUUAUGUUUACCAGAUCUUUGUGACUAUAGAAUAUUCAUAACUAUUCUUUAAGAAUUGUAAAUUGAGUUUGUGUUGAAAUUAAGAUGAACUUUUUGGGAUUGAGUUAAAUGAAAAUAAAACUAAUUGAAAUUAAACUUUUUGCAGUCAAAAAA